AUGCUAGAAAAAUAUCUGAAUCCAAACUAUAUUCGAACACUUCUACUAAAUCCCAAUGGUGCUAAACAAGAUUGUAUUAAUUUUGCGAGAUUCUGCGCGGCAUAUUAUUUGGAUUUCACACUUUUUGAGCCCAAAGAUGGUGAAAAUCUUCCAUCGUUGUAUAUUUGGGAAAGUUUGACGGAAAAAGGUGAGAAAGAGUUUUAGAUAUUUUCUUUUUUUUUUUCGUUCGAACUUCUAAAACUCAUUUUUUCAGACCGGAAAGAUGUGAAAAUUGCGGAUCGAAGUGUUAUAAGUCAAAAACUUCCAGUUGAAUAUUCUCCAGCUCUUCCAGCUUUGCUUUUAGUGAAAUGUAACAAUAUAAUCGAAGCAAUCUCAUACUUAGAUCAUUUCGAUGAUAAAAGAUCUGCCCUGAUUUUACGACUUCUCGCUGAUUCGAUUUAUAAAAAAGAUCUAACAACGGAAUAUAUUCGAGCAAUGAUUGUGGAAAAUAUUGCGAUGGAAAUCGAACGAAUUAUCGAGAAACCUGAAGAACUCCCAAAAUUCACUGCAAAACUCACUGAAUCGAUUCUAGAAUUGGAUGUUGGACUAAAUCGAGAUAUUCUAGGAUUCCUCGAAGCUUCGCUUUUGAAUUCUGCAGAAUAUUUUUUUAGUCAAUUGCCUCUAGAAACUUCUUAUUUAACAUUAUCCAAUCCGGUUUUCGGAUUUCCUGAAAAAUCCGAAAUGUUUAGCGAGGAAGGUCGAAUAUUCUCACAAAUUUGGUGCAAUAUUUAUAUGGUUUUGAGCUCGCUGACCAAAACAAAUCGGCUCAUUCAACAACUAACCUAUACUUUCAAAUUAGUCGCGGAUGAUGAGAAUCAAGAAGUCUCCCCUGGUUUUGCUCUGCCACGUGUCAUGUUGCUCAUGUUAAGAUUAGCAUUUCGUCAGAAGUUUAGUGAUGCUUUACGGAAAAAUGAGAAAGAUCGAAUCGCAUCGCUUGCAAAACAAUAUAAAAUAUUGCUCAAUGAUGAAGUUACGGAAAAUCAAAUUAUUCGAAAUUGGUCGAAAUCUGCAUCGGAAUCAGAUAUGGAAUUGAUUGAAACGUUUUUCGAUUUUAUAAAUGCGAAUUUCAAACAAUCUUCAAAUCUUCCGGCUUUGUCAUUUACUACGAGGGAGAUUUGGUUGAGACGAAUUAUUUUUAAUAAUUCCGAUGAUUAUCGAGAUCAAAGGGAGGAGAGGAAUAUUGAUUGGUUUCGGACAAUUUGUCAUCCAACACAUAGGGUUAGGUUUUACUGAAAACUUGAACGGCUGAAGAUUCUGGCCCCUCGCUUUGGGCACUAAACUAACUCCCUUUUUCAGGUCAACGACAUGACUCUCUCCCAAAUGCUCUUCGUGAAUUCUCAAUGGUCCCCACCAGGUUUCACCUUCAUUUCACCCGGCUGCCACGCUCUUCGUCUCUCCAUCCACCCCCACGAUCUUUGCCUUGGAACAUCAGCAAAUCUACCGGAUUUCAGUUUAUCUGCCAGAGAUGUUCUAUACACUCCGAUCUCUGAAAUUUCACUGUCCGAAUUGAAAAAUGAUCGGAUGUUUAGCCCAAGAGCUGUCGAAACAUUUAUCGAAAAAUCGAGAUCGAAAACGAGUCGAAGACCAGUUUUGAAGCCGAUUGAUGAAAAGAUUCGAGAAUUUGCAAAACAACAGGAUGAUUUGUUGAAAGAAUUGGAAGAGGAACGAGAUUUCUUGACAAGCGCAAUGAGUUCAACUAUCUCUCAAAUAGAUAAGCCAGCUGCAAAUCGAAAUCCAGAAAUCACAUCAGAACUCUCGAAACAAAUUCAAAUCCUCACUGAAAAAUUGGACAACGUUGUCAGAAAUAUAAAUAUGAAUAUGAGAGAACAAAAUGAGCCCGUAGGCGGAUAUAUUCGAGAAUAUGAUGACGUGGAAUCUCUAGCACCUCUAGAUCUUGUUUAUACUGAUCAUAUUGAACAUCAAGAUGUUUCUCAGGAUGUGACUCCCGUAGAGAAGCUGAAUUUCAGUCUACUUUCUGGAAGAGACACUCCCCUGGACACUGCAAAAACACUAUUUGAGGAAAAUCCACUUUUCGAACCUUCUUUGACACCAAAAAUCCCACCAAAAACAUUCCCACAAAUUCCUGUUGAAUGGAUGAAACUAUUGCCUUUGGAGAGCUCAACAUCCACCAGAAAUAUUCUCCAUAUGAGCCAAAAUGAGCCCGAUAAGCGCAAGAUUUUCAGCGAGAGAGCUGUGCAGGCAGAUUUUCAGAGGGCUGAAAAUGAGACACAGACUGCUGAUGGAGUACCGCGCGCGGAAAAGAAAUCGAUUAUUGGUGAGAGGCGGAUGAGUCGAGAGGAUAUUGAUCAAGUUUUGAGGAAGGUUAAGCAAUGA
This is a messenger RNA of Caenorhabditis angaria, 2373 nucleotides long. NCBI's taxonomy places the organism in Eukaryota, Metazoa, Nematoda, Chromadorea, Rhabditida, Rhabditidae. The record is from the annotation of a GenBank genome assembly.